GCCAAUCAUCGCUUAAAAUAUUCUGUGGAGCCAAUCACUAGUAAGGGGUGGGGAAAUAUGUGUUUUCCCGGAGUUUGGGAGAGAAGCGUAAAGUAUCCAAGAGUUAUCGCGGCAACUUGGUCUGGGCAUGUCUCAGAACACUAAACAGCAGCAGACUGAGCCUUCUCGAAGCCCUGCGCCGAAUGGAGGGGCGUUUCUCAUGCGGGGGGUAAAACAGGAGCAGAGCGAUGCCCCCCUGGCCCGUCUGGUUCACCCCUCAGAUUCAGCCCAUGAAGAGAACGUGGCCUCUCUCGUGGUGCAGCCGGUGAAGAAGCGCGGCUGGCCCAAGGGGAAGAAGAGGAAGAAGGUCCUGCCCAACGGCCCCAAAGCCCCGGUGACGGGCUACGUGCGCUUCCUGAACGAGCGGCGGGAGCAGAUCCGCGCCCUGCACCCCGAACUGCCCUUCCCCGAAAUCACCAAGAGGCUGGGGGCCGAGUGGAGCCGCCUGGCCCCCAACGACAAGCAGCGGUACCUGGACGAAGCGGAGCGGGAGAAGCAGCAGUACGCCCGAGACCUGAAGGAGUACCAGCAGAGCGAGGCCUUCCAGAUCACCAGCGCCAAAAUCCAGGACAAGAAGGUCAAGAGAGAAGAGCUUACGUCUGUGAUUAUUAACGCCACAAGUCUCGGAGCUGGCUAUAAGGGCUCAGACCUCUCAAACAGGUUUGACGUUCCCAUCUUCACCGAGGAAUUCCUGGACCAGAACAAAGCGCGGGAGUCGGAGCUGCGGCGGUUGCGGAAGGCGAACGUGGAGUUCGAGGAGCAGAACGCCGUGCUGCAGAAGCACAUCGCCGACAUGUACAGCGCCAAGGAGCGGCUGGAGGCCGAGCUGGGUCAGGACGAGAGGCGGACCCAGGCACUGCACCGCCACCUGCAGGCGUUCAAGCACAUGCUCGUCAACAGCCUAUCGAGCGUCAGCCUGCCAGGCACGGGCGAGACCCCCUCCCUGGGCACCCUGGACUCGUACCUGAGCCGCAUGAGCAGCAUGCUGGAGACCAGCCCUCAGGAGCACCGCACCCUGGUCAUCCAGCUGCAGGACAUCCUGGCACACCUGGACAGUGAGAAGCUCUGAUUGGCCAGGGGCUAGCAGGGCUGAUUACCGAUUGGCUGUGUCCAGCGUAACCCCAUCUCAUCACCACUGUCCCUCAGCCUGGCUGUGGAACAACAGCUCCCCCUCUGGGCUGAGUCUGUCAGUGCAGCUCACAGCCUGCCACUGAAGGCAUUAAACAUAUUUUGUGUGCGUGUCUGUGUGUGUGUGUGCGUGCGUUGUACCUGUGUGUAAGCAUUGCGCCUAUGUGUGUGUGUGUGUGCAUGUGUGCUUUGAGCCUGUGUGUGCACACGUGUGUGUGUGUGCGCAUGUGUGUAAGCAUUGCGCCUAUGUGUGUGUGUGCAUGUGUGCUUUGAGCCUGUGUGUGCACACGUGUGUGUGUGUGUGUGUGUGUGUGUUUGUGUAUGCGCAUGUGUGUGUGUGUGUGUGUGUAUAUAAAAGUGAUGCAGAGCAAACUUUUACUGGACAGAUUAUUCUAAGUACACCCUCAUUCUUACACACACACAUACAGGCAGGCACGCACUUUACUCAAUUAUCAUCUCAGUGAGUUAAAGUCUUGGUGUUACAGUUAAGGUAAUGACUGACUGGAGGCGUGUGUGAGAGUUUACAGAAAUAGCUCACAAAAAUACCUCCUGUGGGACCAUGGAAAAAUUGUGUGGCGAAAAAGCUGCAAAAUUAAAAUAACUGUCAUGGGGUUUUUUAUAGGGUAUCUUUUAUUAAAUCUUCUUUUGUUUCAAUCUCGUGUAUGAACCUUUCUCCUCUUUACCCACAAUUAAAGUAGCUUUUUGAAGGAAAUUUGAAGAGAUGGGAUUGUACGAUAAAAUUAAUGCACCUCAAGUAGUGUUGUGCCUUUUUGGGAAUAACCAUUUGUAAGGUGGGUUCUCAUUGGUAAAGGGUCUUAGGAGUGGGUUAAGGAGUUUCUUUGUUUAAGUAAUCUGCAUGCAUUCAGAUGUGAAAUAUGGAAUAAAAAUGUGCAAAUAUAACAGGAAAA
Conger conger (European conger) is the source of this 2075-nucleotide messenger RNA. RefSeq names its product high mobility group 20B (gene hmg20b). The record is from RefSeq and is a predicted model, not a curated record. Gene Ontology annotation, cellular component: nucleus. Lineage: Eukaryota; Metazoa; Chordata; Actinopteri; Anguilliformes; Congridae. Gene Ontology annotation, biological process: regulation of gene expression. The transcript is spliced from 10 exons. Bases 128 to 1108 code for a protein of 326 amino acids.